Messenger RNA from Toxotes jaculatrix (banded archerfish), 1425 nucleotides. RefSeq names its product zinc finger protein Gfi-1b-like. The transcript is spliced from 6 exons. Gene Ontology annotation, biological process: regulation of transcription by RNA polymerase II. Gene Ontology annotation, cellular component: nucleus. Lineage: Eukaryota; Metazoa; Chordata; Actinopteri; Toxotidae. Gene Ontology annotation, molecular function: DNA-binding transcription factor activity, RNA polymerase II-specific; RNA polymerase II cis-regulatory region sequence-specific DNA binding. Bases 326 to 1282 code for a protein of 318 amino acids. The record is from RefSeq and is a predicted model, not a curated record.
GGCUUUGCUUGUCAAAACGAGGACAGCAACAGAGAUAAAACCCCCAAAGCUAACUGAAACAUGGAAGAUAUUUUGAAAGUUAUUCAUCUUCAAAAAAGAGUCUUUAAUUUUUUUUAGUGAUUUCAUUGAACUUUUUGGGGCAUUUUUCCCCUCCCAUGCCUCCAAUCCCACAAUCCUCAGCAGCUUUUCAAAAUCAAAUCAAAUCUCGUUGUGUCAUGUCAUCAGUUGAUGGGUGUGAGAAAGAGAAAAGAGGACGUUGUCAGCAGCGAGGACACAAGAAACACUCUCAACAGUCAACUGUGCAAUACAAAGUCGCCAUUCUGCUAUGCCGCGGUCUUUCCUCGUCAAGAGUAAACGGACUCAUCUACUCGUCCCAUCUAAGGACAUCUUCAGGCAACACUCCCAGUCCCAAACAGAUGCUGAGCAGCCUGUGCAGCAUGUGAUGGGACAGGAGAGAAGGCAUCUUGAAGAUGCUAUGCAGCCUUUUCCCCCCUCAUUAGGGGUCAAAGACCUCCUGGCUGAAGCCAGCUCACCAUGGGGUGGGAUUGCAACCCGGUUUAACAGUGCCCUCACAGAUGAUCCUUGGACUUCAGGUACCCAAGACUACACAAAAGUUUCCGUGGAGAACAGAGAUGCUUCUCUGUCUGCCUCACCUUGGUUGUCAGACGGAUACCGUAUGUCUGAAAGAGAGAGGGAACUGGAGAGACUGGUCUUCAUGUUACUCAACCACACAUCACACACUGACCUCAAAUCCCCUGUCAGCCACUGUCCACUCUGUGAAAAGUCUCUCUCAGAAGUCCUACUGUCAGGUGGUCUGCAGGCUCAUGUCCGCAACACCCUGUCUGUCCCACUGGCAAGAUCACCCAUAGGCACAGACAUGCCCCACAUGCCCUUCGGCUUCAGAGCAAUUGGCAGCUAUGGUAGAGCUAAGGAGCGUAGCUUUGACUGCAAGGUGUGUGGAAAGGUGUUCAAGCGGUCAUCCACCCUGUCCACGCACCUCCUCAUCCACUCAGACACACGACCCUACCCCUGUCAGUACUGCGGCAAAAGGUUCCACCAGAAGUCAGAUAUGAAGAAACACACUUUCAUACACACAGGUGAGAAACCACACGUGUGCAAGGUAUGCGGUAAAGGAUUCAGCCAAAGUUCCAACCUCAUCACCCACAGCCGAAAGCACAGCAGCUACCAGCCCUUCAGCUGCCCCCGCUGUCAGCACACCUUCCAGCGCAGGGUUGACCUACAGCACCACCAAGAGACGCAAUGUGGCUAUGGAAACAUGUAGGCCAUGAAGCAAGGAGGUGAAAUGGAAUUUGUAAAUAAUUCUCAGUCAUUCAUAAUUGUAAAAGUCUAAAAAAAAUAUACAUACAAUAAUAACAUGUAUGCUUAAAAUGUUCAAUAAAACUGGACUGGUUUACUUCAAAAUAA